AUGAAUUAUAUUACUCCUCAAGCUCUUAAAUUUCAAUUAGAUAACUUCCAAAAAAUCUUAAUUGCCAAGCGAAGAAGUAGUAUCCUAACUACAAUUAAAACUGAAACUACUAAAUUACUUCAAGAUUUACCUAGGGGAGUAGACAAAAAUCAACUUUUGACCCUUUUAGAAGGUAUUUUUGGUUCUAAAAACUUUCAAGAUGGUAAAUAUAAAGGGGGCAAAGAAGUAGUAUUAGAAACAGUUCAGGAAUUUUUCGGUAAAGAAAACUUUAAAAAUGACCAACAAAAUCUGAAGCAAUCUUUAACUAAUGGGGAAGCUAAAACCUUAACUUCGCAAUUAAUUGAAGAAAAAUUAGGCGGUUCGGAGAAAUUUCAAGAAGGAGUUUAUCAAAGUGAAGCAGAAACCAUCAAUAUUGUUAAAAAAGGUUUGGCAAAUGAAGGUCCAUUAUUAGAAGUUAUUCAUGAUAUUUUCGGCCCCGACAAGUUUUUUCCCAAAGAAGGUGGAGAAGGAAUUCCUAAAGACAAAUUUGGUUCUAAUGUCGAAGGAGCCGAAGACCUUUACGAAGAUGCCAAAAGUAAAGGACAACAAAUCCUUGGCGAAGACUUUAAUGAUACAGAAAAGCGAAGAAUAGAAAAAGAAGGACAUACUCCGGACAUAAUUCAAACUAUUUUAAAGGAUAUUCCAAUCCAAAGGAAAAAAUUAGCCCCUGAAAGCUUAAUUAAUAAAGACAAAAUAAUCGCAACUUACACUACUAAAACUAUUGUCAAAAGUAAAGAAUACGAAAAGUCUACCAAAAACAUCAAUCCGUUAAAACAUAUUGCGGAAGAAGUCGAUAAUGCUCAUGAUUUUAUCAUUCAAAAAAUAGACUUAGAAACUGAUUUGAAUAAUUUUCCCACUGAUGAGGAAAUUAAAGGAACUUACAACGAAAAACAAGUCCCUGAUACCAUUAACUAUGAAGAAUUAAGAAAUCUACGUAAUAGUAAGAUAAAAUCCUUAUUUAAGCAAUAUUUUCAAGGUAAUUCUCCUAGUUCCUUAAAAGAUAAUGAAAUUGAACUAUGGAGAACUUCCCCGACUGGUUUACCAAAUACUGGAAAAGACCAACGCCUUGCUUUUGAUAAUGGGUGGAUCACUCCUAGAGAAAUUACCGAAACAAAGACUAAAUAUGAGGGAAUUGAAAAUAUUGCGGUUUUAAAGGUUAAAAAAGUCGAUAUUGACAAUGAAAUUCUUAAAGUUAAAGAACUAGUUAAGCAAAUCAAUGCUUACCGAUAUUUACGGGAUUUAGAUGCUAACCAAGCCAAUAUUGAUAAACAAUUCGCCGAACUAAAAACCGAUCUACUUCCCCCUAACAAAGCCCAAGAAAUUAAAGAAGCCGAGCAAAAACAACGCGAAAAGCUCUUUUAUUACUUAACUGACCCUAAAGAUGGAGGUAUAGAAGAAACUACUCUUAAAAGAUUAGAAAAGAAUUUAGAAAACAAAUGA
Messenger RNA from Funneliformis geosporum, 1479 nucleotides. The record is from the annotation of a GenBank genome assembly. Lineage: Eukaryota; Fungi; Glomeromycota; Glomeromycetes; Glomerales; Glomeraceae.